Messenger RNA from Scophthalmus maximus (turbot), 1785 nucleotides. RefSeq names its product insulin-like growth factor-binding protein 1. The record is from RefSeq and is a predicted model, not a curated record. Gene Ontology annotation, cellular component: extracellular region. Gene Ontology annotation, molecular function: insulin-like growth factor I binding; insulin-like growth factor II binding. Gene Ontology annotation, biological process: regulation of insulin-like growth factor receptor signaling pathway. Lineage: Eukaryota; Metazoa; Chordata; Actinopteri; Pleuronectiformes; Scophthalmidae. The transcript has 4 exons. The coding region runs from base 78 to 821 and encodes 247 amino acids.
CAAUCACUUCAGAAGGAAAACUACAGUCCCACAGAGCAGUUCAGAAGGAAGAACAUAUAUUCAUCCCACGACUGGAGAUGCCUGGAUUAUAUCAGAAGCUGACAUUUGUGGCAGGGGUGGCCCUGGCAGUCUUGGCCGUGGCGAGGGCUUCCCCAUUGGUGGGACCAGAGCCAAUCCGCUGUGCCCCCUGCACACUGGAGAAACUGAACAGCUGCCCCGCCAUCCCAGCAGACUGCAGGCAGGUGCUCAGGGAGCCGGGCUGCGGCUGCUGCAUGGCCUGUGCCCUGGAGACAGGGGCGUCCUGCGGAGUUUACACAGCCCACUGUGGUGAGGGUCUCCGCUGCACUCCCAGGCCUGGCGAGGUCAGACCUCUCCACGCUCUGACCAGGGGACAGGGGGUCUGCACCGAAGACUUGGGCCACGAGGAAACUGAAGGAGUCCCUGACCAUGGCUCCCUGCACUACCUGUUGGGUCUCAACCUUCCCUUGGACCACCAAGACCCCGCUGAGGGCCACGAGAGCAUCAAGGCCAAGGUCAACGCCAUCCGCAACAAACUGGUACAACAGGGACCCUGUCACGUUGAACUCCACACAGCACUGGACAUGAUAGCCAGCUCUCAGCAGCAACUAGGAGAGAAGUUCACAACUUUCUACCUCCCCAACUGUGACAAGUACGGCUUCUACAAGGCCAAGCAGUGCGAGUCAUCUCUGGUCGGGCCGCCCGCUCGCUGCUGGUGCGUCUCUUCCUGGAAUGGGAAGAAGAUCCCGGGAUCGAGUGACCUGCCCGGUGACUCCGAGUGUCAUCAGGAAGUCACACACUGAGGGAUUGACGUUUUAAUCAAGAGCACACUCACCCAGAUGCAUGUGCAAACACAUACAGAUAGAAGCAAGAAUGUAUUAUCGACAUGCAACCACCUGGUGAACUGACUUUCUUUGACAAAAACACAUUUACUCAUUUUAUUUACAUCAUGUAUGCAUCGAGACUUAUUUAUUCCUUACUUGUAUAUUCUUCCUUGUAUCAACCAUUUGUCAUUUUUAGAUUUUUAUAUGUUUGCCUAUUUUUAUUUUAUUUUUUUCAAUUGUAAAUAGGGCAACACUGUAUACAUUUGUGUUUCGGACUAAAUAACUCCAUUGCUCAAAACCACAGGUCCGCAGCUAUGCCAAGCCCAUUUCAGAGUCUUCAGGAUCAGGGUAUUUUCUUUCUUUUUUUCCUUCAUUCAUUCAAAACUGGGGCUGUGCGUGGCACGAAACCAUACAGCCGCUCAUUCAUUCAACAUGUUGACAUUGUCUGAAUGUAUCUCCUUUGGCGUUUCCUCAAUGGGUAUUGGGGGAAAUACUUAAGUGCCGCAAUUAUGUGGACAGCGGUCAAGCACAAACAUAUCAGGGUUCGUCCAAACCACCCCGAGGUUUGGGAUGGAUUCCUCUGCAUUUGUCUACCUCGACUCGUCUCUGCAGGUCCAUGGGUUUAGUAGGUUUAAUGCUGAAUUUUUCUACUCAGCUACAAAUUUCUCACCUUUUUAUUUGUCUAGAGGGUCACUGUGGUCAUCAAGGGUCAUUUUUUUUGUUGGGAGGGGGGCAGAGUUUUGCCUCUAUUUGAGUAUUUAUUAUUAUUCACGUGUUUAUGCUUUUGUUUGCCGUCAAGGUCAUGUAUAGUGGACCACAUUAUUUGUUAAUGCUGUUUGCCAGGAAUGCUGCUAUUCUAUUAUUGGUUUUGUUAAAACAAUGCAUAUAGUCUUCCUGUCCUUUGAAUGUGCAUCCAAAUAAAUAUGAUAUUGUUUUAUCAUAA